Molecule: messenger RNA, 879 nt
Organism: Caenorhabditis auriculariae
Lineage: Eukaryota; Metazoa; Nematoda; Chromadorea; Rhabditida; Rhabditidae
Source: the annotation of a GenBank genome assembly
AUGUACGUCGUGGAAGAAUCGGAUGUCGAUGAAAUGAUCGUAGACGUUGAGUUCAUCUCAGUCGUGGAGAAAUCAGACGUUGAUGAAAUCGCGGUAGAUGUUGAGUUCAUCACCGUCGUGGAGGAAUCAGACGUCGAUGAAAUUGGGGUUGAUGUUGAGUUCAUCACCGUCGUGGAAGAUUCGGACGUCGAUGAAAUCGCGGUAGACGUUGAGUUCAUCACCGUUGUCGAGGAAUCGGUGGUAGAUGAAAUAAUUGUAGACGUUGAGUUCAUCUCCGUCGUGGAAGAAUCAGACGUUGGUGAAAUCGCGGUAGUUGUUGAUUUCAUCUCCGCCGUGGAAGAAUCGGACGUUGGUGAAGUUGCGGUAGACGUUGAGCUCAUCUCCGCCGUGGAAGAAUCGGACGUUGGUGAAACCGCGGUAGUUGUUGAUUUCAUCUCCGUCGUGGAAGAAUCGGACGUUGGUGAAGUUGCGGUAGACGUUGAGCUCAUCUCCGCCGUGGAAGAAUCGGAAGUUGGUGAAACCGCGGUAGUUGUUGAUUUCAUCUCCGUCGUGGAAGAAUCGGACGUUGGUGAAGUUGCGGUAGACGUUAAGUUCAUAUCCGUCGUGGAGGAGCCAAUGGUAGAUGUAAUCACGAUAGAAGUUGAGUCCAAUUCUGUCGUGGAGGGGGCAGGAGUAGAUGUCAUCACGGUAGCUGUUGAUCCCAUUUCUGUCGUAGAAAAGGGAUUCGUAGUCAAUGUUGAGCGCUUUUCAGUGGUAGAUGAUUUUUUCGUAGUCGAUGUUGAGCCAAUUUCAGUCGAAGAAGAAAGGUUCUCAGCAGAUGAGGUAGCCGUAGACGUUGUUUUCAUUUCUGGCGUGGAAGAAGGGUUCAUAGUCGGUUGA